AUGGCCAAGUCUUCCUAUGUUCUUCUGAUCACCUUUUCCUUCUCCAUCACAACUAUCAUCAUCUCAGCCUCCACCUCCACCUUUGCGGACAUCACAAGCAUUGAUAACCUCUUGAGCUGGGUGCCGGAGCUCAGCUGCCAAGGUUCCAUCGCCGAGUGCAUGGCUGCAGACGAUGAACUCAACAUGGAUACAGAGAUCAACAGGCGCAUCUUGGCCACCACCCAGACCAUAAGCUAUGGGGCUCUGCAAAGGAACACUGUGCCAUGCUCUCAAAGGGGUGCAUCCUACUACAACUGCCUGUCAGGUGCCGAGGCUAACCCCUACAGCCGUGGUUGCAGUGCCAUCACCCGUUGCCGCAGCCAAAAGCUAUUUUGUCUACUUUUUUCUUUUCUAGAAAUGUUGCUCAUCUCUUAA
Messenger RNA from Juglans microcarpa x Juglans regia, 414 nucleotides. Its product is annotated as protein RALF-like 33. The transcript has a single exon. The record is from RefSeq and is a predicted model, not a curated record. NCBI's taxonomy places the organism in Eukaryota, Viridiplantae, Streptophyta, Magnoliopsida, Fagales, Juglandaceae. The coding region runs from base 1 to 414 and encodes 137 amino acids.